ACUUACAACUUACGACACACACAUAUGACCAAGUGACUCGCUGGCUCUCAGUGCCAAGUUACGGAGAGAUCCUCUUUUUUUGACUUGAAAACACAAGGUUUCAACGCAGUGUGCUUCUCUCUAAUAUUUCAACAUGGAGUUCCGGCAAGUAUAGAGUUCCCGAAGGUGUAGUGACAGCGGAUGACUGACCACUCUGUUUACUGCAGAAUGUGACCGGCCGUCGUACUCUGAAAAGACACUAACGUGACUGACGUUAGUGUCUCGUCAGUGAAUGUCGCGAGAAUCCAAGACGAUUAUCGAGACGGAAGACGACGGUACGGGUCAGUAGCGUCCGAGUACUCGACCUGACAAUGUUGUUCCUCCUGCAGACUGUGGCUUUGGUGCUCUUGGUGGCGGCUUCGGCGGCGUGGGCGGCUCCCCAGGGCGCCUACAACUACCAGGAACCCCAGUAUCCUGACGCUCCCGCUCAAUACACCUUCCAGUGGGACGUCAAAGACGAUUAUUCCGGCAACUUCUACGGUCACCAGGAGCACAGGGACGGAGAUGACACCAAGGGCAGUUACUACGUCCGGCUUCCGGACACCCGGCUCAUGAGAGUGGACUACUACGUCGACGCCUACGGCUUCCAUCCCACCGUCACCUUCGAAGGCGAGGCUCAGUACCCUACCGCUCCUAGCCAAGGGUAUGGCAAGCCGGCGCCACCUCCUUCGGAGUUCUACGCCCAACCUGGAAAAUAGGCGUUCAUUCUAGCGCGUUCACAUUUACCUACUUUGUGUGUACAGUAUUGUUUUUCUUUUACAUUGUGUUUUCGCUCUUUCUCUCUCUCUCGAUCGUUAUAUCUCCUGUGUUAAGGGAGAAUUUAAUAUGUUGAGGCCGUGAGAGGUUCCCCGCAGGAGCUUAGCUGAUGACGAUGCCUAAGAGCUUCUUUUGCUUCUCCUCCUCCUCCUGUAGGAGUCUGUAGGACUCGCCUCCCUCGCCCACAUGGUCUCGCUUAUUUCAGCUGCUUCAUGUUGUGUUCUCCUGCAUGUGUUCAUCAAGCCGCCUUCGUGUUGUGUUCUGCUUGUGUUCAUCAAGCCACCUUCGUGUGAGUAAGCUUGACUGCCUCUCACAGCUGAGCCAGUCUCCACGCCAAGCUUAUUAUGAGUGCAUGAGAAAUUAAUGUAUUUUUUAUACCGAGAAUUUAUGAUUAUAAAAUAAAAAUAUUUUAUAAA
This is a messenger RNA of Procambarus clarkii (red swamp crayfish), 1211 nucleotides long. Its product is annotated as pro-resilin-like. Gene Ontology annotation, cellular component: extracellular matrix. NCBI's taxonomy places the organism in Eukaryota, Metazoa, Arthropoda, Malacostraca, Decapoda, Cambaridae. The record is from RefSeq and is a predicted model, not a curated record.